This is a messenger RNA of Nomia melanderi (Alkali bee), 2634 nucleotides long. RefSeq names its product protein-lysine N-methyltransferase SMYD4. Gene Ontology annotation, molecular function: histone deacetylase binding. Gene Ontology annotation, cellular component: cytoplasm; nucleus. NCBI's taxonomy places the organism in Eukaryota, Metazoa, Arthropoda, Insecta, Hymenoptera, Halictidae. Gene Ontology annotation, biological process: compound eye photoreceptor development. The record is from RefSeq and is a predicted model, not a curated record.
CCGCGAAUUGGUUCGCGGAUUCUGUAUUCUCUCGUCGGCAUUCGGCCCGGUGCAACGCUCGUCGCUCGGCGAUCAGAACAGUCGAGAAGCGUCGAGGUACAAAUUCGCGUUGCGACGUGUCGGAAGAAGUCGUCCGGGAAGCCGAGCGGAAGUAGUCGCGCCAUGGAGACCUCGGAGGACUUUUACAGGACCUUGUGCUCGUUGGAGACGGUGCGCUCCGGGAAGAAAGGGUUCUUCCAAGAGUUCAGCGAGUGCGUCGCGCAGGUCGCCGGCGAAGCUUGGAUCUCGAAGGUGUUCGGCCGGCUGAGCGACGACGAGGCUCGCAUGCGGACCGUCUUCACGGAUAACAAGAUUAAGGACACCGUGCUGGGGACGCUGCGCAGGACGAAGGUCCUGUACAGGCCGAAGGACGCGCGCGCGUCCAAGGCGAGCAGGUGCCAGGGCCUGGAAGCAAUGGCCGCCGGGGAUCUGGAGAAAGCUCUUUUACUGCUGAGUCAAGCCGUUCUUCGCGCGCCGAUGCCAGGAAAGUGCGAAUCGAUCGACGAUGGACUCUCCUUGCCGAAAGCGCUGAUCGGGAGGUCGGAGGUACUCAGGCAGAUGAAAGAGCACGCCCUUGCUUUGGAGGAUGUCAAGCUGGCUGAGGAAGUCAGGUUCCCGGAACGAUCCCGAGCAAAUCACACGAGCAAAGAGGAGGGUCAGUUGCCACCGAGCGAAACGUGCCUCAGCCUCGUUCCUUCGUCGCGCUGCUUCUAUCCAAGGAAACAGUUACCUCGACUAAGCGGUGGCGAGAAUCCAAGGCUGCCGGGUGCCUCGUCAUUGCUGGACGUGCAGGAGACGGCCACAGCAGGCAAGCAAGCCGUCGCGAUCGAGGAGAUCGUUCCUGGGGACACUUUAGUGGUCGAGCCGCCGCUCGCGGCUUGCCUCUUGCCCGAAUUCUUCGGCACUCAUUGCCACCAUUGUUUUUCCAGAUUGAGGGUGCCGAUAGGCUGUCCGGAUUGCAGCAGCGUCGCAUUCUGCGGUCAAGCUUGCCGCGACGCGGCACUCGCGAGCUACCACAAGUACGAGUGCAAAAUUCUCGCGCUGCUAAUAGGCUCAGGAAUGAGCGCUCUCAGCAUGCUCAGCCUGCGAAUGGUCACGCAGUCCGGUCCAGCCGAGUGCGGAAACAUUUGUCGCGCGUUGCGUCAACGGAAUUGCGAGAAAACCGAAGACACGACGGAGCAGCCGAGUCCCCCGGAAACGGCGCCAAUAACGGAACCGCGGACGAAGCUGGGCAAGUCAGCCAAACGGCGAAUGAGGAGGAAGAUGCUGCGCGAUUCUCGGUACCGGAAGGACCAACCGGAAACCGACGCCGAGCAGGACGCAGGCCUCGACCUGCGCGCCUACCAGCUGGUAGCGCACGAGAAGCAAAGAUCGGCGAGGGACUUUUUCGAAAGGUCUUUAAUGGCGGCGUUUCUUCUGGAGUGUCUGCGGACGGUCGGCUUCUUCGGCGACUCGAAACUGGAUGAAAAAGAACCACCGACGGAGCCGGAAAUCGCUGUAGCCGGGCUGCUGCUCAGACACCUUCAGCUGCUGCAGUUCAACGCUCACGAGGUGUUCGAGACUCGGCCGGGCAAGGAUCACCGGUUCCGAGGCAGCAGACCAGUUUACAUCGGAGUAGCGAUUUACCCGACGGUGGCUCGGUUCAACCAUGACUGCUAUCCGGCGGUGACCAGGUACUUCGUCGGUCGUUCCAUCGUGAUCAGAGCGAUCCGCAGUUUGCGCGUCGGAGACAUGGUCGCCGAGAACUACGAGCCUAUCUUCACCAAGAGGACGUUAGAAGAACGACAACGAACCUUGGCAGGGAGGUAUUGGUUCAGGUGCGAGUGCACGGCUUGCCGAGAGAACUGGCCUCGCUUCGAGACCAUGAGCAACGACGACGCGAGGCUGAGAUGUCCCACGGAAGGAUGCAAGAAGCUCCACCGACAGCCGAAGGAAGCGGCAAACCCGGUGGAAUGCGCGGGCUGUCGGCGGAAGGUCGACUUGCGCGAGCCGCUCGCGACGCUGCGCGAGUGCGAGGACUUGUACCAGCGAGGAUUCGCGGCGAUGGAGGAGGAGCAGCCCGAGAAGGCUCUGAAAGCGUUCCUCGAGGCGGCGAGAACGUUUCACCGGAUAGCGGCGCCGCCUCACAGGGACACGCACUUGGCGGAGAUAGCGGCCAGCGCGUGCAUGGCGGACGCCGGAAACGUUUGGUAACCGACACCGAAACGGGGAUCGAGACUUUCUUUUAGUAACAACGCAGAGGAUUCACCUUGAGCUUCCGACCAGCGUGGACGACGAUCCCGGCCUGUGAUUCCUACGAACCGAGGUUGCAGAGAACCCAUUAUGUCCCGCGAGCGACUCUAAAUCGAAGAAAACGUUCGUUCCUUGUCGAGAACAUGCUUAAAGAAUAUAUUUCUCGGAGGUAUCGCUGAACGUUUUGUUUAAUAAAUAUAUGUAUUUGUACGAGUACAACGGGAGGAUACUUGCGUGAAAGAAAGUAUUAGUGAAAUGGGGCAGAAUGGGUUGAUACGCGUGGAUACUUACCUUUCGUAUCCCACGGUGCUCUCCUUUCCUCGAUCACGUCAGCCAGCGAGAAGGAUAUGCGUCGUCGAUCGA